GGAUAUGCUGCUGCGGAUAGAAAUGAUGCUCGACACGUUGGACCUGAACUAACUGGCCUACGACCAUAUCAGACAAUAGAAGAAAGGAGACUGGACUAUUUUUUUUUUUUUUUUUGGUAUUCUUUGUUGGUGGAACCAGUGAGAUUUCAAACACUUGCAGGUGUUGGACCCGCGCAACAAUGGGGAAAUGCUGCAAAUGCAAUGGGAGAUUGCUGUGCAUGUGCCUGUUGCCAUGCAUGAUGACUGGCCACCUUGUGAUUUACAUCAUGGUCACCAUAUUUGUCACCAUCUCCUACGCGCCUCCAAAAAUAACCAUUCACUACAUUGCGCCAGGGAUUUCGGCCAAUUCCUCCGUCCUGGCCUCUCACCCACUCGGCCCUUUCUGGAACCUUCGCCUGGAGGACAGCGCGCUGUGGAACCAGCUGCAGCACACCUGGGACCGCCAGCACAACCCCAUAUUGAGAGGAAACCUGACCGGGAUGCAGAGAAGGCCAAAAGGUCAGCCUCUUACGGAAUUUGAGGAUGAAUGUCUAUCUGACUGCAUGUCACACAAGUGUUUAGUUCCUCGUGUGAAGGACUUCAACAGCAUGCCGGAGCAAAUCAGGGCGUUUAUCAAGUCAAUGCAUUGCAGGGAGUAUCCUAUUCUUAUCAAUCAGCCUGGCAUGUGUCGGAGGAACAAUGAUAGCACUGGUGUGGGGUCUCCUAUGCUCCUCAUGGCUAUCAAAUCUCAAGUGGGGAACUUUGAAAACCGACAAGCCAUACGGGAAACUUGGGGGCGUAGCGGCCUGGUGAGGGGGGAGUUCAGUAAAAAAGGGGGACACGUGCGCACCGUUUUCCUGCUUGGAAGGCAGGACUCGAGCACAGGUCCUUACCCAGACCUGACGAACCUUUUGAAGCUGGAGAAUGAGAAAUACGGGGACAUUCUGCAAUGGGAUUUCCGGGACACGUUCUUCAAUUUGACCUUGAAGGACUUGCUGCUCUGGCGAUGGCUCCAGCAGUACUGCCCUGCCGCAGCUUUCGUCUUCAAAGGCGACGAUGACGUUUUUGUCCGGACAGACGCCCUUCUGGAUUACCUGCAGAAAAAAGUGGAGGAGCACGAGCUUUGGGGAACGUCUACUAAUAACACCGGCAUAAAUUUGUUCGUCGGCGACGUGAUCAGCAACGCAAUGCCGAACCGCGAGCCCUCCAUGAAGUACUACAUACCGGAAAGUUUUUACAAAGGCGUGUACCCACCUUACGCUGGUGGAGGAGGGGUGGUGUACUCAGGCUCACUUGCUUUACGCUUACAAGAGGUGUCUGAAAGGGUCCGCCUUUUCCCCAUCGAUGACGUGUACCUCGGCAUGUGCCUGAACAGACUCGGGCUCUCUCCAGUCCACCACCCCGGGUUCUUAACGUUCGAUCUCCCCGCCACAGACAGGGACAAUCCGUGUGCGUACAGAUCUGUUCUCCUCGUUCACAAACGGAAUCCAAAGGAAAUGCUGACCCUGUGGAAACAGCUCCAGAACCUGCCUGCUCAAUGCUGAAUCUCAUUUGCAAAGCAAAUUAGAUUUAGUUAGUACCGAAACGACUGCGGCCACUACACUAAUUUGGGGGGG
Molecule: messenger RNA, 1595 nt
Organism: Fundulus heteroclitus (mummichog)
Lineage: Eukaryota; Metazoa; Chordata; Actinopteri; Cyprinodontiformes; Fundulidae
Product: N-acetyllactosaminide beta-1,3-N-acetylglucosaminyltransferase 2
Exons: 2
Coding region: 180-1523 (447 amino acids)
Cellular component (GO): membrane
Molecular function (GO): hexosyltransferase activity
Source: RefSeq, a predicted model, not a curated record